CAGGCCUCUCGACUUGAGCCGUGGCCCGUGGCGUGCCCCGCAAAAGGCGAAGAGGCCGGAGAGAAAGCGCGAGGCGGGGGCGGAGCGAGCGACCGCGUCAGGUCAGCCAUCGAUCGCCACCUCCCACCCCAUCCCCACACCCGCGCGCGCCGGCGAGCGAGCGAGCGAGUCGGAUCGGGGGAAUGGCGACCGAGGAGGACGCGGCGGCGGAGGCGGUGCAGCUGAUCGACGGCGAGGGCGAGUUCGCGGCCGAGUCCGCGGAGCGGUUCAUGGCGGCCGCGGGCGUCGCCGGAUGCGGCCUCUCCUACGCCGUCGUCUCCAUCAUGGGGCCCCAGAGCAGCGGAAAGAGUACCUUAUUGAACCAACUCUUUGGAACUAAAUUUAACGAGAUGGAUGCAUUCAGGGGAAGGAGCCAAACUACCAAAGGCAUCUGGAUAGCACGCUGUAUUGGUGUCGAGCCUUGCACUGUUGUAAUGGAUUUGGAGGGUACUGAUGGGAGAGAAAGAGGAGAGGAUGAUACUGCAUUUGAGAAGCAAAGUUCGUUAUUUGCUCUUGCCAUUUCAGAUAUAGUUCUGAUUAACAUGUGGUGCCAUGAUAUUGGUCGGGAGCAAGCUGCCAAUAAACCACUUUUAAAGACAGUAUUUCAGGUCAUGAUGCGUUUGUUCAGUCCACGGAAAACAACACUUUUAUUUGUUAUACGUGAUAAAACCAGGACUCCACUUGAACAUCUUGAACCAGUUUUAAGGGAAGAUAUUCAAAAGAUAUGGAACUCGGUUCCUAAGCCAGAGGCACACAAGGAUACCCCUCUCAGUGAAUUUUUUAAUGUGGAAGUCACUGCAUUGUCCAGUUUUGAAGAAAAAGAAGAGCAAUUCAGAGAGCAGGUUCAACAACUUAGGCAAAGGUUUGCAAAUUCAAUUGCACCAGGAGGUCUCGCAGGUGAUAGGAGAGGAGUGGUUCCUGCUUCAGGUUUUUUGUUUAGUUCACAACAGAUUUGGAAAAUUAUCCGAGAGAACAAGGAUCUUGAUCUUCCCGCUCACAAGGUAAUGGUUGCUACAGUUCGGUGUGAUGAAAUUGCAAACGAGAAGUUUGGCAGCCUAACGUCAGAUGCAGCAUGGCUGGAUUUGGAGAAUGCUGUACAGACAGGUCCAGUACAGGGUUUUGGGAAAAAACUUGGCUAUAUUGUGGACGUUCACAUGCAAGAGUAUGACAAAGAGGCUGUCUAUUUUGAUGAAGCUGUUAGGAAAGCCAAACGACAACUGCUGGAAUCUAGAAUACUAAAUCUUGUCCAACCUGUAUUCCAGAAAAUGUUGAGUCAUCUACGUACUAAGGCUCUUGAAAAAUUUAAAACCGGACUUACUCUAUCUCUGGAGAGUGGAAAAGGUUUUGCAGCAGCUGCUCGAGAAACAACUGAAUCCUCUCUACACGAGUUUGAUCAAGGGUGUGCAGAUGCUACAAUCAAGCAGGCAGACUGGGACUACUCUAAAAUGCUAGAGAAAGUUCGGCGUGAUAUUGAAGACCAUGCACUUUCAGUUCGUGAAAGCAAGCUAUCAGCACUAACAAGCCGUGCUAAGGAGAAACUAAGAAAAGGACUAGUUGAACCUGUGGAGUCUCUUUUUGAUGCUGCCGGACAAACAACCUGGGCAUCGAUAAGAAACCUUUAUAAACGUGAGACAGAAGCCAUUCUGCCAGAGUUUUUGAAAACUCUUUCUGGGUUUGAAAUGGAAAACACAUUGUCAGAAGAAAUGGUCUCAAAAUUAAGGGAUUAUGCCCAAAGUACAGUGGAAAAUAAAGCUAAAGAAGAAGCUGGCAAAGUUUUGAUGCAUAUGAAGGAGAGGUUUACAACGGUGUUUAGUCAUGACAAGGAUUCAAUUCCAAGAGUCUGGACAGGAAAUGAAGAUGUCCGUGCAAUAGCAAAGGAUGCUCGAUCUGCUGCUCUCAAGCUUCUGUCUGUAUUAGCUAUCAUCCGCUGGGAUGACAAUCCAGACAGGAUUGAAAACAUGCUCACCUCAACACUUCUGGAUGGUUCUGUUGAAGCAAAGAGUUCAAGUGCUUCUCAUAGCGACCCACUUGCUUCAACUACUUGGGAAGAGGUUCUUCCAAAGCAUACACUUAUUACUCCAGCUCAGUGCAAGUCACUGUGGAAGCAGUUCAAAGCAGAAACUGAGUUCACCAUUACACAAGCAGUAUCGACACAGCAAGCUCAUAGGCGAGGUAAUGGCAGACUGCCUCCUCCUUGGGCGAUGGUUGCUAUUGCUGUUCUUGGUUUUAAUGAGAUUAUGACGCUUCUGAGGAAUCCCAUAUACUUGUUCUUGCUAUUUGUGGGUUAUUUACUUACCAAAGCUUUAGCAGUGCAGCUAGAUAUUGGCAGAGAAUUCCAAAAUGGCAUGGUUCCUGGGAUCCUCUCUGUUUCAGCAAAACUACUACCUACAAUGCAGAAUCUUAUAAACAAAGUCGCAACUGAUCAACAACAACAAGGGCAGCAGCAGCGUCACCAUCCUCAGGCCGCAGAAGCUCCGGAGCCGCAGCCACCCCCUCCCCCACUACUCCUGAGCCCCAAAAGCUCGAUGAACGAACUGCGGAGGCUACACGUGCCGUUUAGCCCGGUGCGCAGAGCAGCGUCAUCUCCAUCACCCUCCUCGUCACCUAUGGCAUCACCCAGAAAAUCCACCGAGGUCCAAAAACCGAGACGAGCAGUAGAGCCUGACAACGAGUCUCACAGUGAGUACUCGAUAGUGUGAUCUCCGAGGGGGGUUUAGCUGCUGUGUACAGUCCAGUUGGAAGGUAUGAGCAUUUGAGUGCAUGUAGCAAAUGAUGUUUUGUCGGUAGAUACCCAGAGAGAAUAAAUGUAGCACCCUUCUCUCGCGAAAUUUUGUAAGGAUGGCUAAAUUUGUAGACAGGAAUACCAUUUCAUCAGCAUCAGCAUGUAUAGAAGAACUAUAGAAACAUACAGGAAAGGAAUCUACUUCGGUUCAAACCCAGGACAUAUCCAGUGACAACCAGACUUUGUCAUAGUUUUGCAAUCUAUAUAUAUACUGGUUGCCAGACUCA
Molecule: messenger RNA, 3048 nt
Organism: Brachypodium distachyon (stiff brome)
Lineage: Eukaryota; Viridiplantae; Streptophyta; Magnoliopsida; Poales; Poaceae
Product: protein ROOT HAIR DEFECTIVE 3 homolog 1
Exons: 22
Coding region: 183-2738 (851 amino acids)
Biological process (GO): endoplasmic reticulum membrane fusion
Cellular component (GO): endoplasmic reticulum
Molecular function (GO): GTP binding; GTPase activity
Source: RefSeq, a predicted model, not a curated record